CUUGAUUUUGAAACAGCGUCUAAAACAUGUGAUUAGUCAGCUGAAAUUAUCAUAUAGUACUUUAGCCAAGUUCAUGAACAUUGCAACCGGUAUGCCUUAAAUCGAUCGUAAUAGAAUUUAUCAGGAAGUUCAAGAGUAAGCGACAUGAUAGCAAGAUGGUAGUGAAACGAAAAAAGAAAAAUUCCAAAAAAAAUGGAGCUCAACAAAUAGACAUGCCAAAACAGCAGAUCGAUGAGGUUGAUGCGAAGCAGGUAAAAGAAAAAGAAACGUCUGAGCCCAAUUCCGAACCGACUAAGGAACCCCAGCAGAACGAUCCACCGCAGAACGACCAAUCCGACAGCCGAUUGCAAUGUAAGCUGAAGAAAGCACCUGAGAAAAAAGAAGAAGUGGACGAUGACGAUGAUGAUGUUGUUUUCUUCAAAACACUCGUACCGUACCUGAAGGGAAUGUCCACCGUGCAAAAGCUUCUUCUCAGGGCUGAAAUCCAAGCUGUCGUUUUAAAAUCGCAGAACAAGAAGUUGCAGAGCAGUUGUGACGAAGGCGACGAAAAACUGAAGAGAUCAUCAUCCAAUCAUUGAGCAGAACGCCAAGAAAAUGCAGUCACAAAAGAAGAGAGUAAAGCCUGUACGAAACGUUUAUAAAAAGAAAAAGACGAUACCAAAAAUUCGAAAGCAAUCCACCUCCUCCUUCUCUCAUGGUAGUUUGAUCAAACUGGCGGAAUUCGACUCCGCCCCUGAAAGCAGGGUAGUCAUCCAAAUGCCGGGUCCAAGUAAGUACCAGACACCCACUCGAAGUAGAAAAUCGACAAUCCCGGGUAAGAAUACGAAAAAGAAAAAAACCAUUUAUAAAACUACCGUACAGAGGGUGGCUCGCAGGAAAAAGAAAAAAGUCGUGAACCGUUAAGGCUGCAUUAUUCAACAAAUAUAAGCUCAACCAAAAUACUUAA
Cimex lectularius (bed bug) is the source of this 946-nucleotide messenger RNA. RefSeq lists its product as uncharacterized. The record is from RefSeq and is a predicted model, not a curated record. Gene Ontology annotation, molecular function: DNA binding. Bases 156 to 578 code for a protein of 140 amino acids. NCBI's taxonomy places the organism in Eukaryota, Metazoa, Arthropoda, Insecta, Hemiptera, Cimicidae. The transcript is spliced from 3 exons.